Molecule: messenger RNA, 3188 nt
Organism: Scatophagus argus
Lineage: Eukaryota; Metazoa; Chordata; Actinopteri; Scatophagidae
Gene: nr1d2a
Product: nuclear receptor subfamily 1, group D, member 2a
Exons: 8
Coding region: 272-2101 (609 amino acids)
Biological process (GO): positive regulation of transcription by RNA polymerase II; negative regulation of transcription by RNA polymerase II; hormone-mediated signaling pathway
Molecular function (GO): nuclear receptor activity; zinc ion binding; RNA polymerase II cis-regulatory region sequence-specific DNA binding
Source: RefSeq, a predicted model, not a curated record
ACAUUUCGUUCUCUUGACUAACCGCAGUCACACACAACAAGGAGGGAGUUCCUCGCGUUCACACGUACGUGUUCGAGUCGUCGUCUGUCAGAGCGUCUGAUGCGCGGACCCCAAGCCGAACACUCUUCUCAUGUGAGCUUCAGCGCAGUCGUUCAGCUCGUCGUACCCGCAAACAGCCGCAAAGUUUAGCGUCCGCCGUUUUUCGUGACCGUGGCAGAGAGUUGAGCUCAGUUAAAUAUCUGUAGGAGAGCUUCCCUUUGCCUGAGCGGAGAUGCCUGAGGACGUUGGAACAGCCAAGCCUGGAGGAGUCAUCGCCUACAUUUCCUCUGGCUCUGCCUCCAGCCCAGAGUCCUGUAUGAGCACCAGCCCCAGCAGUGGCUACCUGUCGACAUCACCGACUCCGUCUCGCCCUUCACUGCCCAGCAGGGCGGUGGGCAUGGUGGUGGAUAUCUCUCCGCCUACCAAGAGCGGGCACCAGCGUGGCCACGGCACGGAGAAGGCUGGCCGCUCCUCCACGUCUGCCAAGAGCAGCAUCACCAAAAUCAAUGGAAUGGUGCUGUUGUGCAAGGUUUGUGGUGAUGUGGCCUCCGGCUUCCAUUAUGGCGUUCAUGCUUGUGAGGGCUGCAAGGGCUUCUUCAGGAGAAGCAUCCAGCAGAACAUUCAAUACAAGAAGUGUCUCAAGAUGGAGAACUGCACCAUCAUGAGGAUCAACCGGAACCGCUGCCAGCAGUGCCGCUUCAAGAAGUGUCUGGCUGUUGGCAUGUCCAGAGAUGCUGUCCGAUUUGGCCGCAUCCCAAAGCGGGAAAAGCAGAGGAUGCUGCUCGAGAUGCAGAACGCCAUGAACAACAUGAUGAGCAACAACAGCCAGCUGCACAGCAUGCUGCACGGUCACCAGAGCCCGUCCCUGCCCAUGGACGCCAUGAACAGCGAUGCCAGCUCCUCGCCCUCCUCUUCCUCUUCCUCUGCUUCCGAUUCCCCGUCGUGCUCAAACCCCUCCUCCCCCCAGUGUCCCCAGGACUCAGAGUCUGUGGUGUCCAUGGACACCAACUCCAGCUCCGCCUCCUCCUGCGCAUCGGACAGCGGUGAGGACGAGGCCGUUGUCACGACGAGCACGCAGCACCAAGAUGCCUUCGCGUUCAGCCAGCAGAGGUCACCGAGACAGGGCCACGCCUCACCUGUCAUGGUCGCCCUGGAGACCGGCUGCGACGGCCGCAUGGAGGAGCAACAGGAGAGCUGGAACUGCUGGAACAACAACAGGGUUGUGGGAGGUUACCAGCACAGCUCAUACAGUAACGGCCAACAUGUCGCCAACACUGCCUACAGGGGGGAGAGGGGAGCUUACCAGCAGCAGCCUCAGCCUCAGCCUCAGCCUCAGCAGCAGCUCCACAGCACCCCUAGCUGUGAACCAUCAGAAGCCAGCCAAAGACAGCAUGAGUUCAACACACAAACUGCCUCAGGUGGCUACAGUGCACCACCCAGCUGUGUGAGCAACAGAACACACUUGGUCUGUCCGAUGAACACCUCACCGUAUGUGGACCCCCACAAGCCAAGCCAGGAGAUCUGGGAGGAGUUCUCCAUGAGCUUCACCCCCGCUGUGCAGGAGGUGGUUGACUUCGCUAAGAGGAUCCCGGGCUUCCGCGACCUCCCCGAGAACGACCAAGUCAGCCUGCUGAAAGCUGGAACUUUUGAGGUGCUGAUGGUCCGAUUCGCCUCUCUGUUCAACGUGGCCGAGCGCACGGUGACCUUCCUGAGCGGCAAGCGCUACAGCCUCGACACGCUUCGGUCGCUGGGCGCCGGCGAGCUCCUCAACUCCAUGUGCGAGUUCAGCGAGAAGCUGGCGGCGCUGCGGCUCGACUCUGACGAAAUGAGCCUCUUCACGGCCGUGGUGCUCGUCUCUGCCGAUCGCUCAGGGAUCCAGGACCUAAACUCAGUUGAGGCCCUGCAGGACAAACUGAUCCGGGCAUUGCGAAACCUGGUGAUGCAGAACCACGGCGACGAGUCCGCCACCACCUUCACAAAGCUGCUUCUCAAGCUUCCCGAGCUGCGUUCACUCAACAACAUGCACUCAGAGGAGCUGCUCUCCUUCAAAGUUCACCCUUGAAAGCUUCCUAAGAGGGUGCGCCUGUGCCCUUGACCUUAUCCACACACCUCCACCGGGACCUGCCUCUUACAGCCCCCUCCGCCCUCUGGAUUCAACCAGCCCAGUUGUGUGUUUGUUCAUAGAAUGUAUUAAAAGUCCUUUUUUAUUCUAUUUUUGUUAAGUAGACCACGUGGGGUCUGAGGAGAGCAGAAUAUAAAACUGUACUGUAUUUGUAGAAGAGAUAGCUUUUACGCUUGUUGCACACGAACACACGCAAGUGCACCCGCGUGUCGGACGUUCUUAGUUUUGCAAAGGUGUUUUGAGAGAAAAGAGGAGGACUUGGCUAGCUUCAUGAAAUGAUCCAGAGUAGAAACCAAUUAGCCAAUCCAAAAGCCGUUUACUUCCAAAGCGUGUUCUCUGAUGAGUGGCUGAACGUGAGUGACGACGUAUACCUUGCGUACCGCGUGUGUGUUUGGUCCAAUAUUUGAGCUCGUCAGCGAGAAAGGCAAGCUAUCGGAAAAUGUAUCGAAGAAUGUGCGACGAUCGCUGCUAAUGCAUGGCUGUACUUAACGCGAACGACUUGGAUCUUCUGCCCUUGCCUCAGAAAGCUUCAUUUCAUUGUGUGUACAGUAUUGUGUGUUUUCUUUUAAUUUAAUUUUUUUGUUUAUGUCCAAGUCUCAUGUCAACUGCCUGUUCACUGCUUGGUGGUUUCUUGUCGGGGGGGAGUUGAUGACGCGAUUCGUUUUCUUGAUGAACACUACAUUUGCACACGUUCUGGAGCAGGAAAAACCAAGUAACAAAAAAUCUGCAAGACGUGUGACGCUAUGAGCAUCAUGUGAAGGCUACGGGCAAACGUAGUCGCACCCAGGCAUUUUCUUUGUUUUCCCGCUUUCUGGUUUUUAUGACUUUGACUUUAUGAACUUUGUGUACUUUCAGCAUAGCACUGAAUUGACACUUGUCUUUGUUAUUCAUUUUGUUGAAAUAUCAGUUUGUUUGACUGGCAGCACUGCCAUAUGUAAAUACUACAUAAAUAUAUAAAUAUAUAUAAAUAUCUGAUGAACAUAGAAUAUAAAUAUGAUAUAGUAUGAAUAAAUACAAGUGAAGAAUA